GAACUGCUUUGGCUUGUAUGAACGUUUAAUCUCAAGACGAUCUAGCUCAAUAAGAUCGUUCCUCCACUUCUGCCAUCUUGACGAAAGAUAAUCCGGUAGUGCAAUCUGCUUUGGUUUUGCACCUCUUGCAGAAUCCGCUUUCCCUCCAACACCACUGGACCGAGGGUCAUAAAUUGAACACACCGUUGACAGCAUAUUUCUCCUAGUCAGCGGCUUAUCUUUCAAUUCUAUCCUAAAUUUAAAGGCAUCGUUUUGUACGCACCAUACCAUUCCCAAGACUCUUUGGAUCGGGAGGCGAUCUCUAUUUAGAUUGAUCUCACUCAUAUCUCACUUGCCCGAUCGGAUAUUGGAAUGUUUAGCAUUACUUCCCUUUUAUUACUUGUAAUUUUAUGUAGUCGUAGUCCUGCCUCUGCGCACAAAUUUUUACUGGCUCGUAUAAGACUUACGGCCUCGUCACAUGUGGGCACAGAUAUAAGUCCAUCGUCAACGUAAAAGUUGUUUCUCACGAAUUCUGCAGCAUCUAAACCAAAAUUCGCCUCUCCGUCAUCUGCAACUCUGUUCAAUCCAAAGUUGGCUACUCCUGGGGAACUUGCUGCGCCAAAUAAAUGAACAGUCAUUCGGUAUUAUUUUACCUUACCGUUAAUAAAGUUAUAUUGUCUUGCCACCACAAGAACCGAAGGUAAUCACGAUCUUCCUCUUGUACGAAAAACUGAUGAAACAUUGCUUCUAUGUCGGAUGUUAUUGCCACCUUCUCCUUUCUGAACCGUAACAGUACUCCUACCAGACAGUUGCUUAAAUCUGGUCCUUGCAAUAAAUUGUUAUUUAACCCUUUAUUUGGCAAUGUUGCGAAUUUGCAACAGUUGUAAAUUCGGUCUGUAUAUUUUUAAUUACAGUGAAACUGUCCCCUCUAAAUGUUUUGAUGUAUUUACUAUGUCUAUGUGAUCAAACCAAACUGAACCUAAACAACUAGAUUAUUUCUAUGUUUCCCUAGCAACCCUCUAAAUAUGGUGGAAUUUUUGCAUGCAAAAUCGUGGGUUUUGAAAUUGACACCAUAGGGUUUUAACGUUAGUUUUUUUGCUGUUAAAGUUUAUAUUAUGAACAAAUAACACUCCUAUAUUUGUUUUGUAGUAUUAUUUUAGGGUUAGGUUGGUUAAAUUACGUAUACACGAACAGUUAAAUAAUUUGUUGCAAAUCCGCAACAUUGUCCAAUAAGGGAGAUAUUUUCAAAUGAAUUUCAGUAGUGUUUAAUGACAGAAGAAUAGAUGAUAGUUGAAUUGUUUUAAGUUGCAUCCAGCUCAAAUUUAAUCAUGUUACCAUUAAUAAGGCACAUUAAGGUAUUAGAAUGUCUAAUUUAAAUGGUGUACAGGAUAAAUACACAGUAAAUGAUGCAACUUCAGUUGAUUUUAAGUGGAGAUGUGUCAGAUGUCGAAGACAUUGGUUCUUCUAGUGAGGAUGAGACUGAUAAUACUUUGCAGGAAAGUUUUCAGGAUACAGUUAUGAAACAUCAGUGUACCAGAUAAAGUGGAGAGUGAGCAUAAGAAAAAACAUGUUUAUAGGUGGAGAAAAAGAAAUAUUCCUGUUACCGAUAGUAAUUUUCAGCUUCAAAAGGACAAUAUAGAUUCGAUCCAUUCACCGAUCACCUAUUUCAUGCAAUUUUUUCCUGAAAGCUUAAUACGAACUAUAGUAGAACAAACAAAUUUAUAUAGCACACAAAAGAUAGGUGUCAGUAUCAACACCAAUUACAGCGAAAUUUGUAUGUUCAUUGCAAUUCAAAUCAAAAUGAGCAUUUUGCAUCUGCCUUCAUAUUUAAUGUAUUGGUCCAAAGAAAUGAGAUUCCCACCAAUUGCAGAUUCCAUAUCAUUGAAGCGAUAUCAGAAACUACGCCGCUUUUUGCACUUUGUUGAUAACUCCACCUUUAAUUCUGACAAUUCCCAAACAAACUUUUUAAAAUACAACCAGUCUUGGAUGCAGUCAGGAACGAAUGCAUCAAAAUUCAACCAGAACAAAGCCACUCAGUUGAUGAACAAAUAAUUCCUGCUAAAACUAAGUACAGCAAAUUUCGACAGUAUAAUCCAAAGAAGCCAGUAAAAUGGGGGUUUAAGAAUAUGGUCAGAGCUGAUUCUUCAGGAUUUAUGUAUGAUUUUUAUAUUUAUGGAGGAAAAGAUUCUAAACAACUUGCACUAAGUGAUGAUGCAACUCAUCUACAGAAAUCAGCACAAACUGUUGUGAAGUUAUGUCAACAUCUUCCUGUGAAACAAAAUCACCAGCUAUUUUUUGACAAUUGGUUUACCACCCUGGAUCUCCUUAUAUACUUAAAAGAAAUAGGAAUAAAUGCGUGUGGCACUAUACGUGGGAAUGAAGAUCUAAAGAAGAAUGGAAGAGGUGCAGUAGACUUUAGAUCUGAUUUCAACUCCGGCAUACUAGUAACGAAAUGGUACGACAACAAUGCAGUUCACAUUGGGUCAAACUUUGUUGGCAUAGAACCGAUGAGCACCAUAGACCGAUGGAGUUCAGAAAUAAAGGAGAAGGUUCCAAUCCAAUGUCCACAAAUAAUUACAAUGUACAACAAAGGCAUGGGUGGUGUUGACCUUGCAGAUAUGCUCAUAUCUCUGUAUCGAACAGAAGUAAAAACAAGAAGAUGGUACAUUAAAAUUUUCUGGCACUGCAUAGACAUAGCAAAAGUUAAUGCUUGGUUGUUGUACAGACGACAUUGUAAUGAAAUGUCUAUUUCAAAAAAAUCACAAAGGACCCUCCUAAACUUUGUUGUUGACAUAUCCGACAAUUUGCUGUACCGAAACAGCUGUUCAACACCAACACGUGGAAGGCCUUCAAACAAACGAAAGCUAGAAAAUGAUACCCUUCCAGGAAAAAAGCCUUUCACACCGACGCCUAACGAAAUUCUUCGUUUUGACCAAAUUUCUCACUGGCCAGAACCUCGAUCUCAAAGAGGGAGAUGCAGACUAUGUAAAUCUGGUUAUUCCCAAAUAUACUGUAGUAAAUGCCAUGUGUGUCUGUGUCUCAAAUCAAGUAACAAUUGUUUUAAAGAGUUUCAUUGCAAAAAUUAAGUAUAUAUAGUAGG
Messenger RNA from Ciona intestinalis (vase tunicate), 3079 nucleotides. The record is from RefSeq and is a predicted model, not a curated record. NCBI's taxonomy places the organism in Eukaryota, Metazoa, Chordata, Ascidiacea, Phlebobranchia, Cionidae.